Molecule: messenger RNA, 6058 nt
Organism: Peromyscus californicus insignis
Lineage: Eukaryota; Metazoa; Chordata; Mammalia; Rodentia; Cricetidae
Product: tripartite motif-containing protein 30A-like
Exons: 8
Coding region: 2351-3844 (497 amino acids)
Molecular function (GO): protein binding; zinc ion binding
Source: RefSeq, a predicted model, not a curated record
AGAGGGAAGGCAGGGCCUUGUGCAUGCUGAGGAGGUGCUCUACCACUGAGCCACUCGUCCCAGCUCUGCCAUGUCUGCACAAGCCCACUCCUUCUGCCCCGACAACGGAUGAAAGAAAGUUCUUCUCCAGCUUGUCUACUAGUUUUGAAAACUAUAUGCAGGAGUUUCUAGCCUAGGAAUGAGCCCUUAGUGGUAUGUUGGGUUAACCACAAUGCUUGUGCCUCAUCCAAACUUAAGAAGGAAACAUCUGCAAUAGUUCCCACUAAGACUGUGUGUUCAGAGUACCAGGGUUCUAUUCCUGCCACUCCACACAGCAGUGUAAUAACAUCCUCAAAAGUCUAUUCUUUAUGGGGUUUUUGUUUUCAUUUUGAUUUUGUGGGGUUUUUUUUUUGGUUGGUUUUUAUUGUUUGUUGUUUUUUACAGUUUUAUUAUACAGAGUGUACAUAUCCUGUAGGUCAAUGUAAGAAAAUAAAUUUGAAAUCUGUUACAAGGCUCUGAGGUUAAAAACAUUUUCCUCCAAGCCCAGUGACCCAUGUUCAAUCCCUUACACCACCUGGGAGAAGGAGGCAGCCAAUCCUCCAGAUUAUUCUCAACCUCCACACACAUGCUGCAGUACACCCAGGCCUAGACACACAAAUGUAAAAUGAGUUAUGUAGUUUUUAAAAAGACAAAGGUCAAUGCAUAUAAGGCACUCACUGUACACUCAGUAGAUAAUGGUUCUGUUCAUUACUGGGGAGAUAUCCUUAGUCUGGUUUUCUAUGUAAAAGUGGGUCGCUGGGAGAAAUAAAAUUUGACUUUUUGAUGAUGCUUUGCUCUUAGAUCCUGGAAUCUGUAAUCAAGUCUACUCAAUAUGUUGUAAAUAUCUAUUGCUGAGGAUGACGUUUGAGAUCCUGUUCCUCCUGACACCAGCUCCACGGCAAUGUGUCCUGUGGUGGUUUAAAUGGGAAUGGCCUCCAUAGGCUCAGAUCUUUGAAUGCUUGGUUCCCAGUUGCUGAGACUGUUUGGGACGGAUUAGGAGGUGUGGCAUUAUUGGAGUAUAUGUGGCCUGAGUGUGAGCUUUGAGAUUUCAAUACACUCUGGGCAUUCCCAGUGUCUCUAUCUUUGCCUCAGGUUUGUGUCUCAAGUGUGACCUGUGACCUCCUGUACCAGCACCAUGCCUCUCUGCCUGCUCCCAUACUACCCACUGUGGUGGUCAUGACCUCUGACCCUUUGAAACUGUAAGCCCCAAAUCAAACACUGUUCUUGUAUGGUGCCUCAGUCAUGGUGUUUUUCAUAGCAACAGUAGAGUAACUAAGACAGACUACAUGCAUGUAUCUCCACACCUGGGCUUGUACAGAGCUGAGGAUCCACCCCAGGGCUCCAGGCUUGCUGGGCACCCUCCAUGCCAACUGAACCUCAUUCAGAGCUCUACACAUUUUCAACUUCUAAUUCAGGGGGAGUGAAGCAUUAUCACAGGUCUUAAUCCAAAUAUGAUGUCAAAUGGGGACUGCCUGGGCAAUUAAGGUGAGGGACUCCUGGAGGGGAGGCAAUGAGUAGGUCAGAUCAGCACUUUGAAAAGGACUCUAUCUGUUCAGCAGCACAAUGUAUAAUCUGAAGGAGACAAUGGGGCAGCCAGACAGCUCCCUAUGGAGCUUGCUCGUUUACCUGCUGUGAGUGUGGGGAAGUGUUUCUGCAUGGCUCUGCACAGGAAUCCUCCCCAUCCUGUCCCUGCUGUGUGGGAAAUCUUGAUUGCGAAUUGAGUUUCCUUUCUGUUCUCAUCCUGUAAGAGUCCAAGUCCAACUCCAGAGGAACACUCUAGUUCUGUCCUUCACCUUGUUUUUUCUUCCCCUGGGGCCACACCUGACACCCAAAGCAAAACCCAGCCAGGAUGCAGAGGAGCCCAAGGGAAGGCUUUCUUUCCCUCAGGGGUAGCUUUCCAGAGGGUCCGGAUCUUGUUAGGUGAAUCCGAACUGGAAAUUCCAGAGAAGCUUAAAAAAGGCAGUUAAGGGUGGGAGAGUUGAGGGUACACGCUCUCCAGAGAGAGCCAGUGCUGAUCUGAGGGCAACGCCUUCAUUCGGUGGAGCCGGGCAUGCUCAUGCGGAGGCAUGUCAUUGGUCUGUCCUUCCGUAGUUUCUCUUUCUUUUUCUGCGCUCAAACUUUCUUUUCUCUAGCUUGCAGUCGGAAACACUUUGAAGUUCUGGAUUGGUGCGUUAAUUCUCCGUGAUUUACAGCUUUCGGGUGUCUGAUGGUUGGUUGAGCAAUAUUAGGGGGCAGAGUUUGGAGGACUUUUGAAGAAAAACAUUGCUUUUGCUUGGGCACCUGAGCAGCAGGGUCAGAAGUCAGGACAGGCAGACACAGGAUCACAGCAACUAUGGCUUCAGAAUUCAUUGUGAAUUUAAAGGAGGAGGUGACCUGUCCUGUCUGUCUGGACCUCAUGGUGGAACCUGUGAGUACUGAUUGUGGUCACAGCUUCUGCCGAGCCUGCAUCACAUUGAACUGGGAGUCUAUUAAAGGAGAGUUCACCUGCCCUGUGUGCCGAGUGAGUUACCUGUUUGAGAAUCUGAGGCCUAAUCGACAUUUGGCCAAUAUAGUGGAGAGGAUCAAGGAGUUCAAGUCCAGCCCAGAGGAGGAGCAGAAGGUGUUUCAUUGUACAAGGCAUGGAGAGAAACUCCAGCUCUUCUGUGAGAAGGACAAGGUGGCCAUCUGCUGGCUUUGUGAGCGAUCUCAGGAGCACCGUGGUCACCAAACAGUUCUUAUCGAAGAGGUGGCCCAAGAGUACAAGGGGAAGCUCCAGGCAGCUUUGCAAAAGCUGAUGGCAGACAAGAAAGAAUUGGAGAACUGGAAAGAUGACCUUCAAAAGGAGAGAACUUUCUGGGAGAAUCAAAUACAGAAAGAUGUAGAAAAUGUUCAGAUGGAGUUUAGAAGACUGGGAGACAUCCUGGACUCUGAGGAGAAGAAUGAGGUGCAGAAGCUGAUGCAAGAGAAGGAAGCCAUUAUGAACAGCCUAGCAGAGUCUGAAAAUAAGCAUGCCCAGCAGAGCAAGUUGCUAGGAGACCUCAUCUCAGAUGUGGAGCGUCACUUGCAGUGCUCAACCAUGGAAAUGCUGCAGGGUGUGGAUGGCAUCAUAAAAUGGAGUCACAGUUUUUCACUCACGAAGUCCAAAACCAUCCCCAAGGAAGGAAGAAGAGUGUUCAGAGCCCCUGACCUGCGAGGCAUGCUGCAGGUGCUGCAAGAGCUCAUAGAGGCCCAACGCUACUGGGUUCAAGUGACACUCGUUAAGAACAACAAUCCAAACAUUGCCAUUACCGAGGACAAGAGACAAAUAAGAUAUGAAGACCGUCAAACAAGAAAUUUUGCGCCUGGGGGUGAGAGCUAUCAUGAAGGUGUUCUGGGCUACCCAGCUAUCCAGUCAGGAAAACAUUAUUGGGAAGUAGAUGUGUCUGGAAAAGGUGCCUGGGUUCUGGGGUUGAGUGAUGGAAGCUACCUCUUCAAUCCAGUAUUUCGUUCAAAUGCUGAAAGACGCCUAGAUCCCUUAUUUCGCUUGGGUAUUAGUAAUGAUUCACAUUAUCAACCUAAAUAUGGCUUCUGGGUUAUAGGGCUGUGGAACAAGUGCGUGUAUAAUGCCUUUGAGGAGUGUGCUUUCACACGCAAGCCCAGCGUCUUGACUCUGUCUCUGAUGGUCCCUCCCUGCCGUGUUGGCAUUUUCCUUGACUAUGCAGCUGGCACCCUCUCGUUUUACAAUAUUUCCCACCAUGGGACUCUCAUCUAUAGAUUCUGUGCAAAUUCCUUUCCUGAUAGGGUUUUCCCAUAUUUUAAUCCUAUGGGAUGUUCAGAGCCAAUGACAGUGUGCUGGUCAGACUCAUAAACCUUCAUCUGUUUCUGUGUAGGGCCUCUGGCUCUGGUGUGUAUCUCAUAUGCCUGAACUCCUGGACACCAUUUUACCCUUUAUUUUAUAUAUAUACCUAUAUAUAUAUUUUUUCUGUCUCUAGUCUUUCUCUGUGAACAUCUUUCACUGGUAAAUAGGAUAUAUUCAUUUCUUUGGGCCAUAUUCUUCAGAUCCUUGGGUUUUUUUUGUUUUUGUUUUUUUGGUGAGAAUAGUAAAUCAUUUCCCAUAUGUUCAAGGGCAAAUAUUUGAGUCCUCACUACGUAAGAUAACUCUGCUGCCAAAUUCUUCUUUUAUUCUCUAUGCCCAAGAUGAAUCCCAAGAACUGCACCACUGAGCCACUUGACUCCGUUAUAUCUCUAUAACCCCAUUCUACUCAUCAAUGCAAGAAGAUUAAAGAAAGUCCUUUAACAACUUGUCCAUUCAUUUUGAAAAUUAUAUGUAGGAGUUCAUGGUUAAAAAAUGCACCCAUGCGGGCCAGUAAUGGUGCACACCUUUAAUCCCAACACUUGGGAGACAGAGGAUCUCUGUAAGUUCGAGGCUAGCCUGGUCUACAGAGCUUGUUCCAGGACAGCUAAGGCUACACAGUGAAACCCUGUCUUGAAAAACAAAAACAACAAAAAAGAAGUGCACCCUUAGAGUAGGCUGUUUUCACCAUGAUGCUUCUUCAUCAAGGAAUUAAGGAGAGAACAUCACAAAUGAUACACACUGAAGUAGAUGGUGUGCUCACUUAGGCAGCAUGUCUACCAAAAGUAGAAUGAUAACAGAAAAUUAAUACAACCCCUGCCCAAGGAUGACACACAAAUUCAUGCUGUUCCUUUUGUUUGUUUGUUUUUGUUAUUUGUUUUUCGAAACAUGGUUUUUCUGUAUAGCUCUGGUUGUCUUGGAACUCUCCUUGUAGAUCAGGCUGGCCUCGAACUCAGAGAGAUCUGCCUGCCUCUGCCUCCCAAGUGCUGGGAUUAAAGCCAUGUGACACCACUGCCUGGCACAUGUUCCAUAUUUUUGAAGAACAUUAAUGUCCUAAAACAGAGAGAGAGACAGACAAACAUACACACACACACACAGAGACAGAGACAGAGACAGAGAACGACAGAAAGAGAUUGAGAGAGAGAGAGUAAACCAUGUGUAUCCAGAGGACUUAAGUUAGAGUCCUGGUUCUAAACAUGCCAGCAGUCCCAGCAUGAAUAACAUACUUAACAGAUGUGCUUAUUCUUUUUUGUAUAUAAUUUUGCUGUAAAUACUGCAGGUGCCUCAAGCCAAUGUAAGAAAAUAAAUAUGAAGCUGGCAAUAUAGUUCAGUGGGUAAUAGACCUUGUCCCCAAGCCCGGGCACCUGAAUUUGAUCCCCUGAACCCAUACUCCUACAAUCUGUCUUCUGAAUUCCACACACAUGCUGUGGCAUAUAGAGGCCCAGACACAUACAUAAACACAAAAUAAACAAAUACAAUUUUCUAAUAAAAAGAAACUCGCUAAGUAUAGAGCAUCCACUGAAGUAUCUCAGUGUUUACUCUGUUAAUUACCGUAAGAUAUACACUGUAUUAUAGUGUCCCAUGAAGCCACGGGCAAAUGGGGAACAAGGAUUGCUUUCCCCAAGUCUUGAUUCCUAGUCCCUAGAUAACUACUAUCAUGAUCUGAUCACUCUAGGUUUCUCAUGGCUAUUGUAUGCUUCUUUUUUUUUCACACUUAAGGGUAAUUUUUGUGUUGUCAUAUAUUGGUCCUUAUCGAGUACUAAAUUUUGUGAUUUUCAGAUUAUUUUUAGUAAUAAUGACAAUACUGGCAAAUUUAUCUUUCACUGUAUAGUAAAACAUAAACAACAGAGUAUUACUAGGGACUUGCCUUGUCUCAGCAGUCCAGUAUGGUGUCUUAUUCCAUUGGGGGGGGGGGGCACGGUCCUUAUCACUGUGACUAAAAUAAAUGAUUAUUAAGAUGUGUAUCAGAACUUUGUGUGGUAGCACAUCUGUGCCAUCCCUGCACCUGGGGGAGUUGUGGCAGGAGGAUUGCUAUGCAUUUGAAGGCAGGCUCAUACAGAGUAAGACUCCAUUAAGAAAAUAAAGAAUAUAUAUUGCUUUACUUCAAAAUCACUACUCUACUUUGUUUUAAGAAAUGGAAUAACUAGAUUGCAAAAUCCCAGAUUUUUUUUUCUGUUUUCACUAUUUGUAAAUGUUUCUGUUUGUUAAAAAUAAAUAUUCUUAACUUCA